UCUCUCUCUCACCCCCCACCCCCACCCCCUCCCUCAGUCACCAGGCCACCGCACCGCCUUUUUGUUUUCCUAUUUUGCAAAAAUGUUACGACUUUUGGUGCGUGUGUCUGUGUGACCAUCGUUAUACCGAGUGCGAGUCUAUGUGUGUCUGUGAUUGCGUGUCCUCUCCGUAGUAGCGCCGCGACUUUUGUUCAGUGAAAAUAAUUAAAACAAAAACUCAAAAGUGGAAAAACUAUUGAAUUGAUAUUGACGACGAAAUCUUAAUCGAUUAUCGUGUCCAGUUGUUAUUUAUUAAGUACUUUUGAUCGAUUAGUGUCGCCGAUUUCCUUCUACGUCAUGGAAACGUCCGAGACGACGACGACGACGUCGCCGCCACCACCACCUCUGAUUGCCGUCUCCGCAGCCAUCGACGCCGCCGACGCCGCCGACCCGUCAGAUGCAGAAUUAAUGAGCGGCCAGUCUAAAGAUCAAGCGGAUCAACAUCCAGCCUUCAACAUCUCGUCAGCCUCUACUCCACCGUCGCCGUCGGCUAUUGUCCUGAGUCCCACUCGCCCGCAAGGAGAUGACGACGCCAUUCACUUGGCGCCGGAAGGAUCGAAAUCUCCUUCGGCAGGAGGACCCGCAGGGCUUCUUGUCGCUUCCGAGAGGAGGAUGUCCUUUUGUCAACAGGAAGGCCGGGCCCGAUCGCGGAGCGUCGGCGAGAAGCAAUGGACUCGUGUUCGCGCUGUCAUGGCCUGGUACACCCGACUGCGCAGGAUCAAAAAGAGUCCCGGAAUCGGCGAUAACGGCGACGGGGGGGCCGCCGCCUCUGUGGGGCCCGACGCGGCGCCUCAACCAUCGGCCUCACAUGAUCCGUCUACGAUUGUCGAGGGCAGGUCGAGGAGCGCUCAGCGAUGGAUGAAGUUGCGGACGACCGUCCAAUUGACCAGCGCCAUCUCCAGCUCGGUCGCCCAGUCCAAGAAGACGUCGCUCAAACGUGAGGAUUCCUUCAUCGCUCGAUUCUCAACCCGCCAAUUCCCGGAAGCUCAGGAGACAUUCGAUGCGACGGACGAAGGCGGGAGUAGCUCGGGUGGCAACGGCGGGAGCGGAACGUGCGGGGGUGGAUUGCCGGCCUUGGGAGACAACAGCAAAGUGGCCGGCGGUGGCACAGGAUCUUCGAAUUCGGCCGCCGAAAAGGUCAAACGCCGUCGCCGUCACCAGAAACCGCCGCGCUCCGUCCUUAAUCCGGACGAAAACGGAUUAUUUUACUGGUUGGCCUUUUUGGCUCUUUGGGUCCUCUACAAUUUAUGGACGGUCGUUGUCCGGCUGGCCUUCCCCGAACUCCACCAGGGCGAAAACCUGUUGGCCUGGAACGUGUGCGACGCCCUCGGAGAUGCUGCCUACGCCCUGGACAUUGCCGUCCAGUUCCGUACCGGCUACCUGGAGCAAGGCAUCAUGGUCCACGACAGCCGCAUGCUAGCAGCCCACUACAUUCGCUCAAAGGCCUUCCUGAUUGAUAUCUUCAGUUUGCUGCCCAUUGAUUGGAUGCUGCUGACGGACCAAGUGGCCAACCCAGUCAUGGCGCGAUGGCGGCCAGCCGCCCGCUUCUUACGCUUGACCAAACUCUACCGAGUCUUCGCCUUUUACUAUGUGGUGGAAUCGAGAAUUGUGUAUCCGAAUGCUUGGCGGGUCGUUAAUUUGGUCCACAUCCUACUCAUGUUGGCCCACUGGUUCGGCUGCUUUUACUAUCUGCUGUCUGAAUGGGAAGGCUUCACAUCGGAUUGGUCCUAUCCGUAUCCGGAAGGUGAUUUCGCUACGCUGACCCGUAAAUAUCUCGGCUCGCUCUACUGGUCCACUCUUACACUCACUACAAUCGGCGAUCUGCCCACUCCGGAGACCAACGCAGACCGGCCGAGAAAACCCCAUCGGCCGCAACGAUCGGCCACCAUGUCUUCUCCGACUGCUCGCCCGACGGCUGCCCCUGGAUGGGUCGGCCAAUGUUCAAACACUUCCCGCUGGAGUGUCGCUUCCGCCAGCGUGUCCGGCCAAGGAUACGGCGGCCACGGUGGCCACGACGACGGAUUGCAAGCGUUGCCCAGACGCGGCCUCAAGUCCCGCAUCCUCCACCAUUCCACCAAUCAAGGAUACAUUUUCACCAUCGCCAGUUAUUUGAUUGGCGUUUUUAUCUUCGCCACUAUCGUCGGUCAGGUGGGCAACGUCAUUACCAAUCGCAAUGCCAGCCGUUUGGAAUUCGAAAGACUCUUGGAUACCGCCAAGUUGUACAUGAGACAUCACAAAGUUCCUCGCAGUAUGCAGAGAAGAGUCCAGCGCUGGUACGACUACUCGUGGAGCCGGGGCAGGAUCCAAGGUGGAGGAGAUACCAGUUCCGCACUGCGCAUCUUGCCGGACAAGUUGAAAACCGAAUUGGCACUCCACGUCAACUUGGCCACUUUGAAGAAGGUGAGCAUAUUCAAAGAAUGCCAGCCGGAAUUCCUGCACGAUCUGGUGCUCAAAAUGCGUGCCUCUAUUUUCACGCCUGGUGACAUGAUCUGCCGACGAGGAGAAGUGGCCCGUGAAAUGUUCAUCAUAGCCGACGGAAUUCUGGAAGUCAUUAGCAGUGAAACGGGCAAGGUUCUGACCAGCAUGCAGGCCGGUGAUUUUUUCGGAGAGAUUGGUAUUCUCAAUUUGGACGGACUGAACAAACGGACGGCCGAUGUUCGAUCCGUUGGGUACGCCGAACUCUUUAGCCUUUCCAGGGAGGAUGUCCUGACGGCCAUGAAAGACUACCCCGAAGCCGAGGAGAUUUUGCUGAAUUUGGGCCGGAAACGAUUGAUGGAAGCGCGCAAAAUGGCCAGUCAACAUCGGGCCCAAAUGGCGCGCAAAGGACUUUUGGCGCUGGAGAAAGCGGCCCAGCUGAGAGCUCAGCAGCAAGAGGCGGCGACAGCCGGAACGGGAGCGGGGGCCGAAGGAUCAACUCAAUCGGCCGCUUCCAAAUUCACGGACCGCAUCCGCAGCGACGUUUUUGGAUUGAAAAAAGCCAUCAGCAAAAGCUUCAAAGAAUCACGGAGACCCAAGAGUGAUAGUCCGACCAUCGAGAUGGGCACUUACGGCGGUGUGGGUUCCACAUUGGGCGGAAUUGGCGGCGGAUUAUCUAAGGCUAGUUCGGUGCCGCUGGGAAACUCGACUCUGCUGUCGUUAUCUCCUUCCGGCUCGAAAUCUUACCUGCUCCGGCGGAUGCCUCGCGUCGCUAGCGACGAGGCCCAAACGACGCACCACAGUUCCAGCGAGGACUGCCGGUUGACCCAACCGUUGCUUCAGAAACCGGAAUCACCAGUGGAAGUGAUCGGUGCCGGUCUGCCUUUGUUCCAGCGAUUGAAACUCCUCCGCCAGCGGGAACUUGAGAAGGAAAAACAGCAGCAACAAGAGCAGGAGGCGUUGCUUUCUAAAGCAGAAGAUGCGGAAACGAUCCGUUCGUUGCAGCUGGUUUCGGCGGCCCUGCUGGAGACGACGACUGCGGCGGAUGGCGUGGGCAAAUCAACUCCGCCGCCCGUUUCGCCUCCUCCGUCUACAAUGCGCGACGAUAAACAAGCCCGUCACAUCAGUUUCGUCGACGAAACCAAUGCCGAGAAGAAUAAGCGCGACUACGUUCCGGUUGAUCCGCCCAAGGUGCGCGGCAAAUCGGCCCGCUGGACCCUGCCCGGAAUGGUGGGUCGAGCCAGCGAGCAGCAGCCGGCUGCGGCCAAACUCACCAAGACGCGACUGUCUCGGCUGAACACGAUCAAACAGGCGUCGUCGUCGUCGUCGGCUAUCGAUUCCCUCGAGCAAGCGGAACCGCCUCCGCCGCUGCCGCCGCCGCUUCCGCCGACUCCGCCCUUUUGGCAAUCCAGCAAGCCUUCACCGUCGCCUCCGCCUCGACCUUCGGCCCCUCCGCGGCCCCCGGCGCCUCAUUUUCCCGGACUGGGCAUCCGCCGCAAGAAGCCGCCGCGGAGGGCCCAGACGAUGCGUGCGGAUGAUUCUCCUUGUUCGGUCGCCGAAGCGGACGACGUUCCAUAUCGACCCGUUCAACAUUUUCGCUCAAUGAUCAAACAGCCGUGGCACUGGAGUGGCGAUUUGAACACACAGCAGCAGCAGCAGCAGCAGCGGCAGCAGUCGUCGACCCCGCCGCCACCCUCAUCAUCUUCAUCAUCCAAGAGCCGGCCACUAGGUCCUUCGGGCGUCCCGCUAUCUGGUAGGCGAUUUUCACGCCAAAAUACCAUUCAGGUUGUCUCUGACGUUCAGGGGGUCUUGAGUGAUAUCCUACGAGAUAUCGUGCCCAGUUCCAAGUCGUCGAGUCGAUCCACCGCCUCCACCAAGCCGUUGAUGUCCGCCAACCCAGCCGUUCAAUCACCCGCAUCCGUGGAUUACGGAGCCAUGAGACAACCGACCACCAACUGGGAAUCGGUUAGGCAUGAGACGAUCGUCGGUGAUCGACCGCCGCAGCGGCCGCAGCGGCUCAACCUGCGCCAGUGCAAGAACCGCAGCUCUCGCGAUUACAAUUCCAUCGACGAUUUGUCGCCAGAGUACACGGUCCUGCCCUUUGUCAAGCGGCUCAAAAUUCUCAACGAGCGACAGAAAAUCGUCGAACUACAAAAGGCGCUGACGACGACGGCGACGACGUCCGUGUCGAUCGUGAGCGAAAGCAGCGGAGACCGGACGACGACCGUUUCAACCACUAAAAACUCGUCAUCGGCCGGCGGCUGCAGCGGCGGACAGAUUCCGGCGGUCGAGAGCCUCGUCAAGGGCGUGGGGACGUCGGUGGCGGCCGAAAGUAACGAGACUCCUGAGCGCGUCUGCUUGAAGAAGAUGCUCAAGUCGGCGUCGCGCAAAGAGAUGCUCCUUCCGCAGGAUCAGAAUCACCGGAUGAAAUUGCUCCGCUCGCAGACGGUCGAGGGCUACGCUGUCCGUCACUCUAAUUUCACCAAACUCAACCACCAACGCCUCAAGAACAACCACCGGAUCGCUCAAACGAUGCCGUCGCCGCCUCCGCUUCCCUUCCAUCAGCCGGCGGUGACGGAUUCGACGGUUCGGCCGCCGACGCCCCUGCCGCUGGAUCAUCAGGAUCUCCUCUCGGGAUUGAAAUCCAUCGGGGCUGUCGAACAGAAGCAGCUGUCUUACUUUAAAGCUUCUGGGCACGACGGCGUCAAAGAAGAGUGCGUCGCCGAAUUGCUGACGGCCAUCAAGACUGUCUUGCAAGAACGCUUGGACGAAAUCCAGGCCCGCUUCCAAGCUCAAAUUCAUCUCCUGCGUAGCGAAGUGGAGAAAAAGGACCAACUCAUUUCUCAGCUUGAAAUUCAACUGGAAUCGUUUGGAGUCCAGUUACCGGUCAGUAUCAUACCGGUUAUUCACCAGCAGGCAGACAGUUCGGAGACUCACUCUGAACGAGAGGAUGAGCCAACGAGUUCCAUCGAGAGUGACGUGGAUGACGAUGGCGACGACGACAGCCGAACCUUGCGCUAUUUUGCGAGAUCUGUUUCCAAGGGUUCGUUUAUUCACCUGGCGCCACCGAGCCCGUCGACCCCUCACCAUCAGUCGUCGUCGUCGCCCAGUAGCGAUAGUCAUCAGCAACCGAGUCCGUGCCCGUCGAUUGACGACAUGCUCGACUCUGCGGCUGAAGAGCACCAGCCAAUGGCGGCCGUUCUCAAUCCGGAGCCUCUGUGGCAGCUGGAAUUCGGCUCGUGUUGGCACCGGAUGCACUCGUCGCCCGUCACCAGCAAUCCCAGAGACUUUAUCGUCGACAUUGAGGAGAGCAGUUUGAGCAGCGUCAGCAGCAGCAGCGCAACCGAAACGAUUGCGUCGUCGUCCAAACGCAAAAAGAUGAGGGCCAUGAGUUUGGAUAUUGUCGGUUCUAGACGACAGGCGGCGGCCGCCGCCUCCGCCGCCGCCGCUUGCGCUCCGUCCAACGGAGCGUCGAAAUCGACUCCGGCCCGCUCUCCGGCCGCUCCUUACAAUCCCGAUUGGGAGAUUCUGAUGCUGGCCGAGUCGAUGGACAAGGAAGACGAGGACGACUUUCAUUGCCAACCUUUGCCGGUGCGUCUGCGUCAAGACGAGUUGCCGGCCGGUAGUGCGGCGGGAGCCUCGGCGGCAGCGGUUCGCCGGCGUCGGUCGCUGCGGUCCUCGACGUCGGUCGAUCCUCAGUCGAUGAGCAGUGCCAAAUCAAAAAAGAUGAUCGAAAAGUGGUACUGGAGUUAUCCGCCUCCCAUGGACGAAGCGACCGACUUUCCCGCAAAGUCCGACGCUGGUGGGAAUAAGUGAACGACGACAACAACAACAACAACAACAACAAAUUAAAUGCAGAAAGAAGAAGAAAAAAUGCAGCGAGCUAUUAUUAUUAAAUAAUAUAGACAAAAAACAGUCUUUUGAAUUGUGUUUUUACAACAUUCGACGACUUUGUUCCACAUUCCCUACUCCUUUAUGAAUAGGACCCCGAUAAAAAUCAACCUCAGAUCUCAGCCCCCAUUUUUUAAAUUAUACAAUAGUUUUAAGUAUUGUGUCGUGAUCUCUUUUUUUUUAA
Molecule: messenger RNA, 6529 nt
Organism: Daphnia pulicaria
Lineage: Eukaryota; Metazoa; Arthropoda; Branchiopoda; Diplostraca; Daphniidae
Gene: Cngl
Exons: 20
Coding region: 337-6270 (1977 amino acids)
Biological process (GO): monoatomic ion transport; transmembrane transport
Cellular component (GO): membrane
Molecular function (GO): protein-containing complex binding; monoatomic ion channel activity
Source: RefSeq, a predicted model, not a curated record